Molecule: messenger RNA, 2851 nt
Organism: Rosa chinensis
Lineage: Eukaryota; Viridiplantae; Streptophyta; Magnoliopsida; Rosales; Rosaceae
Product: putative leucine-rich repeat receptor-like protein kinase At2g19210
Exons: 13
Coding region: 28-2688 (886 amino acids)
Biological process (GO): protein phosphorylation
Molecular function (GO): protein kinase activity; ATP binding; protein binding
Source: RefSeq, a predicted model, not a curated record
GUUUACUGUCUCUGACAGGAAAUUACGAUGCAGGGAAAACUCAGGUUGUUCAGCCAUUUCUUUUAUGCAUUGCUUGGUUUCAUUUUACCAGUACUUAUAGUUUAUGGCCAAGAUCAAGCAGGCUUCAUUAGCAUAGACUGUGGCCUAGCAGCUAAUUCUAGCUAUAAUGAACCAAAAACAGGCGUAUUUUACGUGUCAGACACAACUUUCCUGGACAACAUCACCGGUGAAAGUAAGCUCUUAUUGCCAGAACACAGAGAUGGCUACCUACGGCAGGUCUGGAAUCUCAGAUACUUUCCCGAAGGUAUCCGCAACUGUUACACCAUAAACAUAAUUAGUAGCACCAAAUAUUUGAUCAGAGCAACAUUCUUUUACGGGGAUUAUGAUGGCCAACACAAGGCACCGGUGUUCGAUUUGCAUCUUGGAGCAAACUACUGGGAUACAGUGAAGUCAAACAACACAAUCAAGGAGAUCAUACAUGUCCCCUUGCAAAACUACAUUCACAUUUGUCUGGUGAACACAGGCUUUGGGACUCCCUAUAUAUCAGCUAUAGAACUAAGGCCCUUGGGUACUACAGUUUACAAGACUCAAAUGGGCUCCUUGGCACUCUUCAAUCGUUUGGACACUGGUUCAAUAACGAAUAAAACAUACAUGUAUAACGACGACGUUCAUGAUCGCUGGUGGUACCCUUAUUCUUACAAUGGAUGGACACAACUAAGUACCUCGCUUACCAUUGACUCUGCAACAAGUGAAAAUCCCUACCAACUGCCAUCUAUUGUCAUGAGCACUGCUGCAACACCGAAAAAUGAAAAUGCUUCCUUGUAUAUUGGGUGGACUCCCCCGGAUAGCAAUACCGAAUACUAUGUCUACAUGCACUUCGCUGAAGUUGAAAGUCUCCCAGCCAACCAACCUAGACUCUUGAGCAUUACUUGGAAUGGAAAGCCCUUCUAUCGUCCUUUUAGUCCAGCAUACUUAUCCUCAUUUACUGUAUUCACCCAAGGGCCCUUGACUGGAGGGCUUCAUAAUUUUUCAAUCUCUCAAGUAGGAAACUCUACCCUUCCGCCCAUCAUCAAUGCCUUCGAGAUUUAUACAGUUAUCGAGUUCUUACAGGAAGAAACAAACCAAGAAGAAGUGGACACCAUGAAGAAAAUCAAGUCAACCUAUGGAGUGAAGAAAAAUUGGCAAGGUGAUCCAUGUGCUCCUCAACAGUAUGUGUGGGCAGGUUUAAACUGCAGUUACGAUGGUUAUGACUCCCCCAGAAUCAAUUCCUUAAACUUGUCCUUUAGUGGCUUAACUGGAGAUAUAGAUCCAUCUUUAUCCAGUCUCACAAUGCUACAGACUCUGGAUUUAUCUAACAACAAUUUGACAGGACUGGUGCCUGACUUUUUGUCUCGAUUGCCAAACUUAAAAGUCCUAAACUUGGAAAAUAACAAGCUCACAGGUUCAGUUCCAGUUGGCUUAAUUCAGAAAGCAAAUGGUGGUUUGCUGUUAUUGAGCUUGUGUGAAAACCAAAAUCUAACUGCACCAGUUUCCUGCGGAUCAAAGGAAAAGAAGAAGAACAAAAACAAUUUUGUUGUUCCAGUAGUAGCGUCAGUUGUUGGAACUUUAGUCCUUUUAUUAUUAACUGCAGCAGCUGUUUGUUGGGGACUGACAAGGAGAAGGAAACAAGGAGAUGUUAAUGAUUCAAUACCAACCAUUCAGCGAGAGUCAAUCGAGCCAUCAUCACGACGUCAAUUUACUUACUCUGAGGUUCUCCAAAUCACCAACAAUUUUAUGAGAAUUAUUGGUAGAGGAGGAUUUGGAAUAGUAUAUCAUGGCUCCAUAGGUGACACUCAAGUAGCUGUGAAGUUGCUUUCACCAUCUUCCGUUCAAGGAUAUCAAGAAUUUCAUUCAGAGGUUAAUCUUCUAAUGAGAGUUCAUCACAAAAACUUGACGAACCUUGUUGGAUAUUGCAAGGAUGGAACCAAUGCAGGGCUUAUCUAUGAAUAUAUGGCUAAUGGAAACUUACACAAACAUCUUUCAGAUCAUAGCAGUUCAUAUAUAUUGAGUUGGGAGGAAAGACUUCGAAUCGCAAUUGAUGCAGCACAUGGACUGGAGUAUCUGCACUAUGGUUCCAGACCUCCUAUAAUCCACAGAGAUGUGAAAUCUACAAAUAUCUUGUUGAAUGAAAACUUUCAAGCCAAACUAUCUGAUUUUGGCCUGUCUAGAAUUUUUCCUGCUGAGGAUGGGACUCGUCAAUGGACACGUGUCGCUGGAACUCCUGGAUACCUUGACCCUGAGUACUACCUAUCAAACAUGUUAAAUGAAAAAAGUGAUGUUUAUAGCUUUGGGAUUGUGCUGUUGGAGAUAAUCACAAGUAGACCUGUGAUAUCAAAGACACAUGAGAAAAUUCACAUUGCUCAAUGGGUUAAUUUCAUGGUUGAGAAAGGGGACAUUACAAGUAUCAUAGAUUCAAGGCUAAAAGGAAACUUUGAUAGUAAUUCUGUGUGGAAGGCUGUUGAAAUAGCUAUAUUUUGUGUAUCUUCAAGUUCCAACAACAGGCCAACCAUGAGUCAGGUAGUGACAGAGCUGAAGGACUGCUUGGCUGCAGAAUUGGCUCGAAAGGAGAGCUAUGCAACAGCAUCGAAAGAUUCAGUUGAGAUGAUGUCACUGAAAUUCACCACUGAGAUGAGACCCCUGCCUAGGUAGUACUUCUCCAUAAAAUGUUCAAUGUUGUCACCGCUGAAAACUGUAAUCCUGUGUGUUAAAAAUUACUCUCAUUAAUUGUCAUGCUCUUAAUUACAUGCAAGUUUCAUCUCAGAUUAUGUUGAUAUAUUUUGCAUAUACAAGGAUUCAGCAAAGUAUAGGUGUG